AGCGCGAAACAAAUGGUAAAGAAUCCACCCGCGAGAGAGAGAGGCAGUGGUAUAAGAGUGGGCAGCCAAUCCAUGGAUGAAUCGAAAUUUCCUUGCAGCGAUAGCGCUCGCGAUUGGUAUCGACGGCGACGACGACGACGACGACGACGAUUUCUGGAGGCAGCAGGGAGCAGCAAUUGCCGGCUCCAACAAGACAAGCCCCGCUGGAAUUGGCGGCGCCGCGUCCAAUUCUUCGUCUCCUUCAUGGCUAUCGCUCAAAAAUCUCCACCACCGCCGCUCUCUACUCAGACAACCAGCCCAAGAAAUCUUGCUUGCCCCACAUGUUUGGAGCCACUCAGCCGGCAUGGACCCCAAGGAUUUAAUCGCGCAGCAAUCGCCAAGUCAAUCUUGCGGUGCCAAACUUGCAGCAAGGACUUUCCCAGCGAUGGAACUUUCAUCGAUUUGACGCUGGGUGCCAAUCGCAGCACUUGGCAGGAGACUCUUCCAAUUGGAGUCAGGCUCUUCAGGACGAAAUGGAUCUCUCUCAUCUACGAGGAGAACUGGCGCAAGAGCUUCGAGAAGUUUGGGUUCCCCGGUCCCGACAGAGAGGUGGAGCUGGCCGAGACUUUCCUCCAAACUGCUGUUGAUCCCUCCAGACCCGACGAAGAGAAUCUGCUCGUCGACAUCAGCUGUGGCACCGGCCUCCACUCUCGACGGUUUGCAAAGUCCGCUACCUUCACCGCCGUGGUUGCGGCAGACUUCUCCGAGGCAAUGCUGAUCCAGUGCCAUGCGUUGCUCAACGAGAAGCAAUCUCCAUGGAACGAGAAAGUCGUUCUCGUCAGAGCUGAUGCAUCGAGGCUUCCUUUCGCAUCGGGCAGCAUCUCGGCCGUCUAUUCAGGAGCUGCAUUGCACUGCUGGGAGUCGCCAUCAAUUGCAAUUGCAGAGAUCUGUCGUGUUCUUCGGCCUGGAGGAGUCCUGGUUGCGACCACAUUCCUUCCCAGAUGGAAAUCCAAGCUGCAAACAACGCAGAAGUUUAUGAGACUGGCCGCAGAGAAGAUCUUCGGCACCAAAAUUUUUUUCUUUGAGGAUGAACUGGACGAGCUGUUCGAGACGAGCGGCCUGGUCAGUUAUCAGAAAAUCAAAAUUGACUCUUACAUUAUGGUCUGCGCUCGCAAGAAGCAAGUCCCUGCAAGCAACUAUGGCGUAAAGUGAAACACUCCCCAAGAAAAAAGACGAGAGAAAAGAGGAAGGAACUCGAUAGCAACGACACUGAAUUGAUUGAGGGAGAGAGAGAGAGGAGAUCAGAGCAUUUUAUGGAAAGGAGAGCGCUUAGGUAGAUUCUCUCGAUUUAUGGACUCUUCUGGAGCUGCUUCAAAGCUUUGGGAGUUACUGACAGACAGCGAUGUGCGCUCGGGAUCAAAUAAUCGGACCCCAGUUUUGAGAA
Messenger RNA from Selaginella moellendorffii, 1423 nucleotides. RefSeq lists its product as uncharacterized. Lineage: Eukaryota; Viridiplantae; Streptophyta; Lycopodiopsida; Selaginellales; Selaginellaceae. The coding region runs from base 13 to 1191 and encodes 392 amino acids. The transcript has 9 exons. The record is from RefSeq and is a predicted model, not a curated record. Gene Ontology annotation, molecular function: S-adenosylmethionine-dependent methyltransferase activity.